Ordospora pajunii is the source of this 1098-nucleotide messenger RNA. RefSeq lists its product as uncharacterized. The record is from RefSeq and is a predicted model, not a curated record. NCBI's taxonomy places the organism in Eukaryota, Fungi, Microsporidia, Ordosporidae. The coding region runs from base 1 to 1098 and encodes 365 amino acids. The transcript has a single exon.
AUGGGUGAAGAAGAUGCAACUCCAAUUGUUACUAAGCAAACUGGACCUGAAGGUUUGCCACACGACCUUAGUGAAGAUACUCAAAAACUUAUCCAUAGUAUGGUUAAAGGAGAUGCAACUCCAAUUGUUACUAAGCAAACUGGACCUGAAGGUUUGUCAAACGACCGUAGUGAAGAUAUUCAAGCACUUAUUUCUGUAAUGAAUAUGCCCAAAGCAAAAGCCACAAUUCUUAUAGAAGAUGGACGUAUUAGGCAUUUAAAUCUGGAAGGUUCACUGCCACAACUAAGAAAAUCUGAAUAUGAUACAUACUACGGCUAUGAGAUGAUUGAAAUGGGUAUUUUAGUGGGGUUGAUUAUAAUUAGUAUACUAUUGAAUUAUUUUGAGGUGGAUGGCAAGGUAGUUCGUAUUGCUAUGCUUGUGACCAUACUACUAUGCUUUUUAUACUGUUUAAUAAGGAAAACGCUUUUGGCACCGUCGGAUAAUAUUCCCUCAGAUACUACAGGAACUUUGAUAUAUACCUCAAUGUAUCCGAUGACACUUUAUCCUAUGUGUAUUAUAUUGAAUGAAUUGUUUGGAGAAGAAGGGAAUAUAGAUUCGUUCUUGUAUUCAAAGGAAGGAGAGCGAUUAUUGCUUAGCAAGUACACAUUUAUGAUUAUAGGGAUAUUUAUAUUGAUUCAAGCUUUGAAUAUAUUGGAUCGGUGUAAUGAUGUUACUAGAGCAAAUUAUGUUAUCCGAAGUUCACUUAUAUGUGGGUUUUCUGGGUUGCUUUUGUUUUCUGGAGAGUCUUCUGCACUGUUUAAAUACCAGAAUAUACUUGCAAUUAUUCUAAUGGUAUUCCUUGCACUACACAUAGCAAUUGACUUUACUAUGAGCAGAAUGAAGAAGUAUAAAUCAAAUCCUAACAGUGACAAGCUACUUAAGCGGGGCAAGAUGCCAUAUUCUUUGUUUUACCUAACUAUAUUUCUAUCGACAAUGAAUGUGGUUAAUAUGUUUACUGAUGGAAGCCUGGAUUUUAUUGUUAUUAUUAAGUUCCUAACUGACAAGCUUUUCCCAGGUUUGAAAUUCCUUGACAAGGUUAUUUUAACGAAUUCCAAAUAA